UGUUUUUUGCACAUUAACUGUGUAAAGAGCAAUUAUUUAUGAAGAAUAUUAUAUAAGAAGAUGGAACAUUGUAUGAGUAGCAAUAACAACUGUGCUCGCUUGCUGUAAAGUGCUGAACUCAGCACAAGGUUGUCUGUGUUUUCUUGUCUGCACUGAGUUGUUUAAGCAUCUGUGGAUUGCAGACGAGAGAUGCAGACGUGACCGACUGUCCUUGACUGGCCUCUGCUGACUUACACACUCAGACACAGAAUCUAUCUAAUGAGGUAUUUUACAUGUUUACAUGCUGGGAAAUAACAAAGCUGUCUGCUGAGGAGCAGAGAGAGAGCAGAUGACAGCCGAGCUUUCUGGAUUGGUGGUGUCUGAAAUGAGUCCGAAUCUCUCCCUUUGCAAAAGUUUGAACUUUAAUGCAGACUCUUGUGCGAUUUAUUUCUUUUCCCACUGCACAUUAGAUCUUUGGUGUCCUGAACCAUCAUAACCUGCGAACCUGGCCUGUAACACUUAACAGAUAGAGAGAACGAGAAAAAUGUUUAAAUUGUUGUUUUUACACUCCGUGUCGCUAGGAGGCGCUUUAAUUUCAGGUCUGGAUAAGGUCCUUGUUUCCGGUUUUAGCCUCUUUUAUAGAAAUAAAAUCAACAAUUUUCGUUGUGAUUGUUAUAUAAAAACAGAAGUUUAGAGUGAUGAAAGUCUUCAAAAACGGAGAACUAAAUUUCACAGUCGAUGUUUCACAUCUGCGCGUCUGUAUGGAGGAGGAGGAGAAAGAGGAGGACAGAACAUUUCUGGAUCAGGAGCAGCCAGAGUUUCCACAGAUCAAAGAGGAAGAAGAGGAGGAGGAACUCUGCAGCAGCCAGGAGGAAGAGCAGCUGUUCCUGAAGCAGGAGAUCAAAUCUGAAUGUGAUGAAAUAUUUGUAGUCCAGUACGAAGACUUCUCAGAGAAAAACAUCUGUAAGGAGGAGACUGAUGAUGAGCAGCUUCUCUGGAAGCAGGAGAGGAGCUCCAGUCUGGAUGAAGAGGAACCAGAGCUUCCACUGAUCAAGGAGGAGGAGGAGGAGGAGCACUUCAUCAGUGAGGAAGGAGAUCAUCUUGAAAUGAAGCAGGAAAAUGAUGCUUUCAUGGUCACUGAGUAUGAUCAGGAAAAGAUGGACUCCAAACCAGAACCAAGUGAGAAUCCAGAUCUGGAAGGAAGCACUCAGAUCAGAAACAGUGAUGCUGUUGAAUCUACUUCACAUGAGAGCUUACAUUGGUGUGGAACAUGUGGAAAAGUUUUUACCCGACGUCGUAAUUUGAGUGUUCACAUGAGAAUACACACGCGUGAACGACCUUCUUGUGAAGUUUGUAAGAAGACCUUUUGCCACGCAGAGAGUUUGCUCCAUCACAUGAGAACCCACACAGGCGAGAGGCCUUUCACGUGUCCACUAUGUGAAAAAGGUUUCAUUAAAAGAUGUCAAUUACAAGUCCACCUCAGAAUUCACACAGGUGCGCGACCUUAUACCUGUGAAGUGUGUAAAAAAACCUAUAACAAUAGUAGUCACUUUAAAGUCCACAUGAGAAGUCACACAGGUGAAAGGCCUUUUACCUGUGACGUUUGUGAAAAAGGUUUCACUACAAUUGCUCAGUUAAAAGUCCACAUGAGAACGCACACAGGUGAGAAGCCUUUUACUUGCCAAGUGUGUGAAAAAGGUUUUGCUCAAAUUUGUCAAUUAAAUGUCCACAUGAGAACCCACACAGGUGAGAGACCUUUUACAUGUGAAAUAUGUGGAAAAAGUUUCACUAAAAGUAUUCACUUGAAAGUCCACAUGCGAACCCACACAGGAGAGAGGCCCUAUACUUGUAAAAUAUGUGGAAAAAGUUACGCUCAAAGUAGUUAUUUAAUAGUCCACACGAGAGGUCACACAGGAGAGAGGCCUUACACUUGUAAAAUAUGUGGAAGAAGUUAUAUUCAAAGUAGUAAUUUAUCACUUCAUCUGAAAAAAUCACACAGGUGAGAGGCCUUUUGCUUGCAAAGUAUAAAACCUUUUUUUUAAAUCAAAAGCCUACAUGGGAACGCACACAGAUGAGAAACCUGUUUCAUGUAAAAUAUAGACAAUUCUGUCAUUUUUGUGCUUUAGCCCACAUGAGCACCUACACAGGUGAAAGGUGUCACUCAAAGUUGUAACUGUAUUUCUUCUUUAUUUUGUUGUUUUUUGUGAUGUGUUGUUUUUUUUUAAUAAAAGCUAGCUUAACAG
Molecule: messenger RNA, 2222 nt
Organism: Oryzias latipes (Japanese medaka)
Lineage: Eukaryota; Metazoa; Chordata; Actinopteri; Beloniformes; Adrianichthyidae
Source: RefSeq, a predicted model, not a curated record